AGAUCAGCGUUAAAAAAAUGUCCUCCUCGCCCAGACUCACCGGUUACACGCUGCGCCCCUCGGAAACAUCGACCACGGUGUCGGUAACGCUCAACAGCUGCGGUACGGGCAUUAAAAAGCUUAGCAUUAACGACAGCGUCAAAUCGGCGGGAAGUGCCAAUUCCGGUGGCGAAUCGACCGAUCCUCUCGAGUCCGAUUUUAGCGGCGAAGAGGAAGACGACGACGAGGAGGAGGAGGAGGAGGAAGAGGAGGAGGAAGAGCGUGAUCUAGAGGAAGACGACGAGGAGGAUAAGGAGGACGAAGAGGAGGACGAGGACGACGAGCAGGAAGCGGACAGUGUACGGGGUGAUCGUCGCCAGGGAGAAAGUGUUCGAUUGAGGCUAGCCGUUGGCGAGAAAGGAAAAUCCGAGGAGGACGACGAGGAAGAGGACGAGAACUCCGACAGUGAGAAAGCGUUGCGCCGCCACAGCCCGCCAAGAAAUACCCGCAAACAAGCGUCCACCUCCUCCGCGGACGGUGACGAGGACGAUCCGGACGAGCUAAGCUCGGUGGUGGAAAAACAGCAGCACCGUCAGAAUGGUUCCGGCAACCGGCAACAGCCAGCCCGAGGUGCUCCUGUUGACGCUGACGAUGGUGAUGAUAAUCGGUGCGGCGGCGAUAGCGAUGAUGAUGGUGGCGAUCUAUCUGAUAAGAAUAAUAAUAUCGGCGCAGCUGUUCGCCGCAAACAACCGGAGGACUAUGCUUUGGAUGAUUUUCAAAUACUGAAAACGAUAGGAACGGGCACAUUCGGACGCGUAUGCCUCUGUCGAGACAAGAUAACCAACAAGUACUGGGCCAUGAAGAUACUGGCCAUGGCGGACGUUAUACGAUUGAAGCAAAUCGAGCACGUAAAAAACGAGAAAAACAUCCUGCAGGAAAUCGAUCAUCCUUUCAUUGUGAACAUGCGAUGGAACUCGAAGGACGACUGCUGUCUGUACAUGCUGUUCGAGUUCGUCAGUGGCGGAGAGCUGUUUUCCUACCUGCGGAACGCAGGACGAUUCGAUAGUGGCACCGCCAACUUUUACGCCUGCGAGAUCGUGCUCGCACUCGAGUAUCUUCACUCGCUGUCGAUCGUGUACCGUGAUCUGAAGCCGGAAAACUUGCUGCUCGAUCGGGAAGGCCACAUGAAGAUUACCGACUUUGGGUUCGCUAAAAAGUUGAAGGAUCGCACCUGGACGCUGUGCGGCACGCCCGAGUACCUUGCGCCGGAAAUCAUUCAAUCCAAGGGCCACAACAAAGCCGUCGACUGGUGGGCACUAGGUGUACUUAUCUAUGAGAUGAUCGUCGGUUAUCCGCCAUUCUACGACGAUAAUCCGUUCGGAAUUUAUGAGAAAAUUCUCAGUGGCAAAAUUGAAUGGUCGCGCCAUGUCGAUCCGAUAGCGAAGGAUCUCGUCAAGAAACUGUUGGUGUUGGAUCGUACCAAACGCUUGGGCAACAUGAAGAAUGGAGCAGAAGACGUUAAAAGACACCGGUGGUUUAAGCAUUUGGAUUGGAAUGUCGUGAUACGAAAGCAGUUGAAGCCUCCAAUCGUUCCGACGUACGUGUUCAGCUCGAAGGAGGACGACACGAGUAACUUCGAUGAUUAUCCCGAGACUGAUUGGAAAUCCGUCAGAUCGUUGGACAAAAUCGAGAUGCAACUGUUUGAAGAUUUCUAAACUAGCCAAUAUUAUGCGAUUAUGUAUUGCACUUAUGCG
Anopheles maculipalpis is the source of this 1733-nucleotide messenger RNA. RefSeq names its product cAMP-dependent protein kinase catalytic subunit PRKX (gene Pka-C3). The coding region runs from base 18 to 1694 and encodes 558 amino acids. The record is from RefSeq and is a predicted model, not a curated record. Gene Ontology annotation, biological process: protein phosphorylation. Lineage: Eukaryota; Metazoa; Arthropoda; Insecta; Diptera; Culicidae. Gene Ontology annotation, molecular function: ATP binding; protein serine/threonine kinase activity. The transcript has 7 exons.